AUGAUGUUUCAACUUUCAGAUUUAUUUUCUACUAUAAUGUCUUUAAACGAUAUUGAUUUAGACGACGAUAAAAAGAGAGGUGGCAAACUUUUAUGGGACGUUGCACGUGAUACAAUGGCCGACAAAGACACGAAAGAAUCAUUGCCGACCGAUUUAAACGUUGUUCUCGUUGUUGGUAGUCGCAGUGGUGGGAAAACGUCAAUGAUUUUAAAGUAUUUGGAACGAACGAACGAAACACCAAAAUCAACAGCUGCACUUGAAUACAAUUAUGCUAAAAAACCAAAAGGAAUUGAUACGAUGGGCAAGGAUGUUGGUCAUGUGUGGGAGUUAGGCGAUGGAACAUUUCUUAUCAAAUUAAUCGAUGUUGUUAUCACACCAGAAACUAUUGAUAAUGCAUCUAUUGUUCUUGUUCUUGAUUUAUCCCAACCCAAAGAGUUAUAUCAUACAUUUCAAACCGUUGUUGAGUAUUUAAUGAAGAGAAUAAAAACUUGUAUUAGUGACGCAGUAAAAAAGAAUGCUGCCGUUAAAGAUAAACUCAAAAAAGCAUUCGAAAGACGAUUAGGCGACUUUGAUAGAAAUCAAAUGGAUCCAAUGCGUAUUCCGUUCUUAAUUAUCGGUUCAAAAUAUGAUAUAUUUCAGACAUUUCCACCUGAAGAAAAGAAAAUUAUUAGUAAAACUCUCCGAUAUCUGGCAUGGUAUUAUGGAGCUACGCUGAUAUAUUACAGUGAAAAACAAGAAGCAGUUGUUCAUUUGAAAUCAAUGUUCAAUCAUUUCUUGUUCGAUACCGAAUUAUCGAACAAACCUCCACAACUUGAUUAUAACAAGCCAAUUUAUGUCAAAUGCGGAACGGAUACAUCAGAUCAAAUUGGACCUCCACCUAUUCCUGAAUAUGAACUGGGAGAUAUUCGCGAAAAAUCACCAACAGCUGUAUGGCGUGCUGCGUUUUGCAAACACUUUCCGCAAGAGGUUGAACAACGUGAUCCAACCUUGUUAAAGGACUAUGGAAAUGAUCCGCAGUACGCUGAUCAAGCAGUAGAUGCUAUGAAAGAACAGAAGAUGGCUGUAAGAUAUGACUAA
Messenger RNA from Didymodactylos carnosus, 1077 nucleotides. The record is from the annotation of a GenBank genome assembly. NCBI's taxonomy places the organism in Eukaryota, Metazoa, Rotifera, Eurotatoria, Philodinida, Philodinidae.